Solanum pennellii is the source of this 989-nucleotide messenger RNA. RefSeq names its product protein FD-like. Bases 76 to 753 code for a protein of 225 amino acids. Lineage: Eukaryota; Viridiplantae; Streptophyta; Magnoliopsida; Solanales; Solanaceae. The record is from RefSeq and is a predicted model, not a curated record. Gene Ontology annotation, biological process: positive regulation of DNA-templated transcription. Gene Ontology annotation, cellular component: nucleus. Gene Ontology annotation, molecular function: DNA-binding transcription factor activity. The transcript is spliced from 3 exons.
AGUUGUAGUACUACAUAAAAACAAGUUAAGAGUAAAUACAAACAGUAUCCUCUUUACUCUUAAGAGAGUUCCACUAUGUGGUCAUCAAGUAGUGAAGAACAUCACCACAACCACCAAAACCUUGCAACUAACUCUUCAAAAUCAUCAUCAUCAUCAUCAUCUUAUAGUUAUAAUCAUCCAAUAAAUCCUAUACUAAGUAUAAAUAGUAAAACCAUGGAAGAAGUAUGGAAAGACAUUAAUCUUUCAUGUUCUAGAGAUGCACAAAAUACAAGUGGUAUGGUUUUGCAAGAUUUACUGGCAAGACCCUUUGCUAAUGACCCUUCAACAGCAGCAGUAACAACAGCUUAUGGCUCCCCUGUUCCUCCUCCCCCUGUUACCAUGCUGACAUUGAACUCUGUCCCUGAAUUUCAUUUCUUUAGCAACUUAAACCCAAUCAGACAAACUCAACAAAAACAUAUUUCGAAUGGCGCAUUGGCUUCACCAGAUCCAGGAAGAAAGAGACAUUCUGAAUCAGAUAGUAAUAAUUCUCGUGACCUGAAAAACAAGAGGAUGAUCAAGAACCGUGAGUCUGCUGCUCGAUCCCGCGCUCGAAAGCAGGCUUACACGAAUGAAUUAGAGAUGGAAAUAGCUAAUUUGAUGGAAGAAAAUGCCAGGCUCAAGAGGCAGCAGCAACAGUUAUGCUUAGCUUCUUCAGCUGGUGCUCAACUUCCAAAAAAGAAGUCACUCAAUAGAACAUCAACAGCCCCAUUUUGAGGAAUCUCCAACAAUGAAAUAUGUUUAAUAUAUUAAUCUUUUUUGUGAUUUAGGCAUUUGGAUCAAAUUUGGAAGACAGAAAGUGAUUAUUUUUCUGUACUAGUGUUUUGUCUUCGUUCAUCUAAAACCCUAUUGGUUAGUUCUUGUAAGCUAAGUUUUAAUUAAUUUAAUGUUUGUGUUGACAGACUUUGUUUGGACAAUGAACAGUAAGAAUCUUCUUUGUGUUGCCUAUCACU